Molecule: messenger RNA, 456 nt
Organism: Lolium rigidum
Lineage: Eukaryota; Viridiplantae; Streptophyta; Magnoliopsida; Poales; Poaceae
Exons: 4
Coding region: 85-456 (123 amino acids)
Source: RefSeq, a predicted model, not a curated record
GAGAAACACGUGGUGAAACCAUUCACGUGUGGAGAUUGCAUAUGCCCAACACAUAAACUUUUUGGGAUCAAAUUCAAUGUGCGAAUGAGCUGCAAGUGUGGGAAGUGUUCUGGCGAAUACCCAUAUACCGCACUUUUCCAUAAACUUGAUGCUGGUUCACCUCAAACAACAAAGAUCAAGUCCUUUGCAGAGCUUCCAGUUCUAUUGGAUGAACGGUUCUGUGAGGACAACAAAUGCAAGGAUUGUGGAAUUAUGCUGAAUAUUGAUCUGUUGCUUUCAAACACACCACAUUUCUUUACAAUAGUUUUGAACUGGCUUGGUGGCAGUGAAAGCCAGGACACACUCUCUGAAGUCCUGGCUGGCAUCACGUCUCCUGUUGACACUGGAUUCUUUUGCAAAAGUGCCGAUUCUUCAACUAUGUAUACUAUCACCUCCAUGCUAUUUGGUAUUGGUUGA